AUGGAUUCCAAGGAAGAAGCAAUUCAGUUGAUCACUGAAGAGAAACAUUUUAGUGACGAUGCAUUGGCUUAUUUUAAGACUUGUAUUGGUGGACGUGAUGUUGGUGUGAAUUAUCAUGUCAUUUCAGUUUUUGGUUCUCAAUCUAGUGGUAAAUCUACUCUUUUGAAUAUUUUAUUCAAUACUUCAUUUGAUACUAUGGAUGCUCAAAUUAAGAGACAGCAAACUACUAAAGGUAUUUGGGUCGCACAUUCUAAUGAAUUAUUGAGUAAUGUUGAUGUUAACCCUGAGGAUAAAUCAGAUUUAUUCAUAUUGGAUGUUGAAGGUUCCGAUGGUUUAGAGAGAGGUGAAGAUCAAGAUUUUGAAAGAAAGGCUGCAUUAUUUGCUAUUUCUGUAUCUGAAGUCCUUAUUGUGAACAUGUGGGAACAACAAAUUGGUCUUUAUCAAGGUAAUAAUAUGGCCUUAUUGAAGACUGUCUUUGAAGUUAAUUUAUCAUUAUUUGGUAAAAAUAAAAAUGGUCAUAAAGUUUUAUUAUUAUUUGUUAUUAGGGAUCAUGUGGGUGUAACUCCAAUCUCAAGUUUACGCGACACCAUAACUACUGAGUUGAUAAAUCUUUGGGAAACUUUAAGUAAGCCUGCUGAAUGUGAGAAUAAAAAGUUAUCUGACUUUUUCGAAUUGCAAUUUGUAGGUUUAUCACAUAAAUUACUACAAGAAGAAAGAUUUGUACAAGAUGUGAAAUCUCUUGGUGACCAUUUCAUUAUGAAGGACAAUGAAGAUUAUUAUUUCAAACCAGAAUACCAUCAUAAUCUACCACUAGAUGGGUGGACUUUGUAUGCUAAAAACUGUUGGGAAUUAAUCGAAGAAAAUAGAGAUUUAGAUUUGCCGACUCAACAGAUAUUAGUUGCAAGAUUUAAAACUGAGGAGAUUUUAAAUGACUCUCUAGAAGUUUUGAAAUCUAAAUACGAUUCCAAUGUUGAUCCUGUCAUAAAGGAUAAGUUGAAAUUGAUACAAGAAUUAUCUGUUUUGAAAACAGAAUGUUUAGAUAUGUAUGAUCAACAUGCAUCAAAAUAUGUCAGUGCUGUUUACUUAGAAAAAAGGGAUGAAUUGGAGGCAAAAAUUUACUUGAAAUUUUUGGAGACAAUUACACUAUUUAUUGAUUCAGUUUCACAAGAUAUAUUUUUACAAUUAGUUGAAGAUGUUAAUAGUGAAUCUUCAAAAGAACCAAUUUUUUCAAAAAGACUUUCCAACUCUACAGAGGUUGCCAAGUCCAAAUUUGAAGAUAUAAUUGAAGAAUUUGCCGCUGCCAAAAUAUUAAGCGAGGAAGUUAAAGAAGAAGUCGUCAAAAGAUUUGAAAAUGAUUUGAAGGAAACUUCAGACAAAUUACGUGUCACUGCAUUACAGAAGUUGAUCACACGUUCAAGUAAAAUUAUAAAUGCAAGAAUUAAAGAUGUUGUUCCACAAUUACUAUCAAACCCAGAUGUAGACGUUUGGGAUAGAAUAAUGGACAAAUUCCAUUCGAUUUUUUCGUCAACUUUAAUUAAAUAUAAACUCGAUGAUGACACAUAUGAUUUUCAAUUUGGUGGAGAAGAUGAGGAAAAUAAUUCCACUUACAAAUCUAUUCGUGUAGCAGCUUGGAAAUCACUAAAUGACACUAUCCAUGAUUACCUAAAAGAGGACACAAUCUGUAAUAUACUAAGAGAUAGAUUUGAACUAAAGUUUAGAUAUGAUGAUGAAGAUUCUCCAAUACUAUGGAAAAAUGAAGAAGAAGUCGAUCUUGCAUUUAGAGUCGCAAAGGAGUAUGCAUUUAAAAUUUUUGAUGUUUUGGCAUUAAUUAAGACUUCUGAUAAUGUUGAGGUUGUUCCUGAUAUAAAUUUCCAUGAUAGUGAUGAAAUGUAUGAAGAUGACUUGGGUAUUUAUCACUCAGCUAAAUUUUCCCAUAUUUUGAAUGAGGUACAAAAAGAGAAGAUUCAAAUUCAAGUACGUAGACAAAUUAAUGUGACUGUAUUGGAUGCCAAGAGAUCGAUGAUCAAAACAACUACUCAUAUUCCACUAUGGAUAUACGCAAUUAUUGUCGUUUUAGGUUGGAAUGAAUUCAUGAUGGUCAUCCGCAAUCCAUUAUUUGUCACUUUGACCAUUCUUAUUUUAGUGUCUUUCUACUUUAUCAAUAAAUUUGAUUUAUGGGGACCAGUGAAAAGUGUAGCGCAAACUGCAGCGGGUGAAACCAUAGGCACAAUCAAAACAAAAUUAAGAGACUUUGUUUUAGAGGAGCAUGAAAAAACCCCUAAGAUACAAUCUGAAAAGUCCAAUAGUGACUCUGAGAAAGUAGUUGAAAAUGAAAAAUCAUAG
Molecule: messenger RNA, 2343 nt
Organism: Vanderwaltozyma polyspora DSM 70294
Lineage: Eukaryota; Fungi; Ascomycota; Saccharomycetes; Saccharomycetales; Saccharomycetaceae
Gene: SEY1
Product: dynamin-like GTPase SEY1
Exons: 1
Coding region: 1-2343 (780 amino acids)
Biological process (GO): endoplasmic reticulum membrane fusion
Cellular component (GO): endoplasmic reticulum
Molecular function (GO): GTP binding; GTPase activity
Source: RefSeq, a predicted model, not a curated record